This is a messenger RNA of Zingiber officinale, 1097 nucleotides long. RefSeq names its product zinc finger protein 6-like. Gene Ontology annotation, molecular function: DNA-binding transcription factor activity. The transcript has a single exon. Bases 101 to 1069 code for a protein of 322 amino acids. The record is from RefSeq and is a predicted model, not a curated record. Gene Ontology annotation, biological process: trichome differentiation; response to gibberellin; trichome morphogenesis. NCBI's taxonomy places the organism in Eukaryota, Viridiplantae, Streptophyta, Magnoliopsida, Zingiberales, Zingiberaceae.
CCAAAAGCUUCUUCUUUAGUAAUUAGUUGAACAGCAUCAGCUGUCAGCCCUAGCUCAACUCGCUUGAGCCCCACCACAAGGCACACUUUUGCACAAUUCAAUGGCUUUGAUCGAGGAGAGAAAUAAAGAGCGCAAUAGUCAGUGCUUCUCUCCUGUUUCAGUUGCUUCUCCUCUUCUUGCUCUUCCUCUUGAUCUUCCAUCUCCUAGCUCCAUGGCUGACCGAGAGAGCGCAGCACAGCCGACGACGACGACGCUAAACUUCAUGAAGGCGGGCACUGUCGACGCUUUCUCUGAGCUUCCAUUUCUCCGCGCGGCGGCGGCGGCGGCGGUCCCGGGGCAUGACGGUUCGUCGAGCACGGGGGGAUCCGGAGUGAGGCUGUUCGGGAUAGACUUCCCGGCUGGCGACGAGGCGUCGUCUCAGGAGGACAGCGCGGAACAGCCCGCGCCGCCCUCAUCUGCCGGCGGAGGGGCGGAGAGCGCGCGCAGGUUCGAGUGCCACUACUGCUGCCGCAAGUUCCCGACGUCGCAGGCGCUCGGCGGCCACCAGAACGCGCACAAGCGCGAGCGACAGCACGCGAAGCGCGCGCACCUCCAGUCCGCCGCCAUGGCCGCCGCCGCCGCGCACCAUUUCCGCCAACACACCGCCGCCGCGGCAGCCUUCUUCCCUAGCGGCUACGGAUCCCAGCUGGCGUACCUCGACUUCCCGGCCGGCCGCGGCAACCCCUGCGCCGCCCGAUUCCACCACCCCCUUUCGCCGCCACCUCCGCCGCCGCCCACCACGCACUACCCGUCUCCUCCGUGGACAGAUAGCGCUCGCCUCCUCUACGGCACGGCGACGACGACGGCGCCACUUCCGGGGCUUUGGAGAGUCCCGUUACAUGACCACCCCCAGCCGCCCCUGCAGCCUCUCUUCGCGCCCGCUGAAGGAGGCACCAUCGCCGGCGCAGGCCGUGGCGGCGGCGGCGGCCGUAUCGGCUCUUCUUCCUCCUCGUCUUCUUCCUUAGCUUCGCCGAGCGACUUCGAUUUGAGUAAUUCCAAGAACAGCUUGAGUUUGGAUUUGCAUUUGUAAGUUCUUUCAUUAAUCAAUCAACAUGAGA